UCUAUUAGAUAACGAUUAGAAAACGAGCGCAGCCGUGUCCAUGCAAUUCUUAUAAUGACCCAUCCGUUGCUUCGCUUCAAAAAAAUCCACUACUACCUCAUCCCCGUAGUGGCUCUAGUAGUAUGGUGGGGUAUGCUUGUAGCUCUCUUGGUGGCGUGGUAUAUCCAAGGAACACCUAAGUACAGCUUCAUGAAACACAAUCAGAGUCCAGCUUAUAUAUCAGACAUCGGUGCUACCAACUUGAAACCAUUAUUCAUAUCAUGUGCUGGCUUCCAGGGCAUUUUUUUCAUGUGGACUUUGAUUAUGGAAUAUUACCUUCGCACCCACCGCAAGCUCCAACCUUAUGUGUCUACAAAGCAGCCUAAGUUUGCUAUUGUAAGUAUUGUGUGUGGAUUCAUUGGGCAGCUUGGGAUUCUCUUUGUUUCAAUUUUCGACACGAAAAGAUUUCAUGACGUUCAUCUCAGUAUGGUAGGAGUGUUUAUUGCGUUUUCAUUCUUCUGCUGUUUGUUCAACUUCUUUAACUCCUUCAUCUUCGGCAACUACCCCAGCAGAUUAAGUCCAGACCAUGAGAGAGUCAUUUUCGGCUCCUGGAGAUGGGCUAACCUCUAUAUGGUUUCGUUCUGGAUGAAGUUCGUCUGGUUAUUCGUUGCUGCUGCCUUUGCAAUCUGCUUUGGAUACUUCAUGAAGGACGGAAACAGAAAUCUCAGUGCUUCUUUCGAAUGGUCCAUUUCUUUCUGGUACGGUAUCUUGUUGGUCAUGUGGAGCAUCGACUUGUUCCCUUCGGCGUGCAAACACUACAGGGUCAGACACCCGGAGGAAUUCGAUGAUUCUUUGAACGAUGAUAAACAUGAGCAGAGAACAACGUCUUCGUUUGUGCCUUCAUCCUACCACGAGCCUGAAACAUAUACCAGAGUAUAAAAUUUUCCAUUGCUACCCAUUUGCAUCCGCCCAAGUUGAUUUCAGCUUGUGCCACUUUCAUUUCCUUGUAGAUUAGUUAUAGAAUACAAUGUAUUAUUAUCACUAUUAAC
Messenger RNA from Scheffersomyces stipitis CBS 6054, 1028 nucleotides. RefSeq lists its product as uncharacterized. The coding region runs from base 55 to 918 and encodes 287 amino acids. The transcript has a single exon. Gene Ontology annotation, cellular component: plasma membrane. The record is from RefSeq and is a predicted model, not a curated record. NCBI's taxonomy places the organism in Eukaryota, Fungi, Ascomycota, Pichiomycetes, Serinales, Debaryomycetaceae.